AUGGAAUGCCCGGAGUACCACAAGGAGGAGUACGUCCUGGCCAUGAAGAUCCUUUUCAUGUUUCAAACGCCCUUGCUCUGCUUCAUCACCUACUGCGUCAUCUUCCAUUCGACGGCGGCCAUGAAAAACUUCCGCAAAAUGCUCCUCCAUCAGAUCUUUUGGUACCUUUUUUGAAAGUUUUUAUAAAAUUGCAGAAAGUUCUAAAAAAGGAAGUUUGCUUUGGAGCUCGUAAACAUUUCUUCUAAAGAUUUUUAAUCUCCGCUCCGAGUAAUCAUGAAACUCGAAGCCCUCUAGGGACCACUUCGAUUGGUUUUGCUUUUCGAAAACCAGAAAUCAAGCAAUUAAAAAAAAGAACGUAACAGUUACUCCUUAAACCAUUUCAAAUGCGACCAUUUUUUGAGUCAGGAUCCUGGGAACUUCAGAGGGGUCUCUAUAGGGGUCCUUGGAAGGUCCCCUUUAGGGGCCACUAAAGCUCACAAAAGUGGUCCCUAUAGAGCUUUCAAUUACUUGUAGGAGUCAUGCUAGUUCCCUGCGAAAAAAUGAAAAACAUAACUUUUUUUGAAAAAAAUUGAACGACCCCUGUAGGGACCACUUAAUUUUAAGGGGUCAUACCCUAAACCCCUAUAGGGACCACUCAAGCUUGAAAAGGUGGUCCUUGUAGGAGUUUUAGUUAGUUUAGUUAGACACCAGAACCCUAGAAGGGUCACUUUUUCCACCCUCAUAGGACUGUUUUUCAACAUCAAACCCUAUAGAGACCACUUAAGUUUUAGGGGCUAAGGAGUCAGACCAUAAACCUCUAGAGGGACCACUUUUUCGGCCCUAAUAAGGCUGUUCUCCUCUCCAACCCCUAUAGGGACCACUCUGAGUUUCCUAAGUUCUUGAGGCUCUAGAAAGUUCCAGACGUGGAAUGGCUCUAAGCGUCGAAAGCAAUCAAUAAUUGUCCCGAUUCUCAGGCUCUUCCUUAACGAACUGGUCGUGGCGAUCCUUGUGGUUCCGGUGAACUGCUCCCCGGCCGGUGGCACCUCUGCCAAUGGCUUUUUGAACUAUUUAGGCGUCCCUCCCUAUGUCCAGUACCACCUUCAGAUGAGCGUCCUGGGAGGUUUACUCCACGGAGCGCAGAUCAAAUUAUCAAGCCCAUUUUUUCUACAGGAGUCGUUGCUUCUACCAUCUCAAUGCUGGAGAACCGAUUCAACGUCGCGAUGCCUCCGUAUUCCAUCUUCAAGAUCAACAACAAAAUUCGGCUGGUCGUGUUCAUCGCGAGGCUGGUGUUCUUCACCAACUUGGCCGUUCCCAUGAUCCUUUUCGCGGAUACCGAUCAGACUGCUGUCAAGCAACAGUAUACCAAGGUGAGAAAAACACGCCAUAUUGUGCGUAUUAGCGCGGGACGUUUUAUGGCUCUAAACAUUCCAAGAGCUUCCAGAUAAUUUUGAUUUGUAAUUGGGAAUUUGUUUAAUUUUACCCGAGUUCGUGUGUGUGUUCUUUCAGUGUUCUAAAACUCCCAACUGACCCAACUUCCCGAUUUUUGAGAAAAUAUCUGAAAAUGGCCUAUUUUACCGGAUUUCGGUGCAAAAAGGGUGCUGAAAGGCUCGGCCACACACCGAGUUCUUGUGUGUGUUCUUUUAGUUUUCUAAAAGUCCCAACUGACCCAACUGGCCCAACUUCUUAAGGGUCGAAAAAUCUGAAGAUGGCCUAUUUUACCGGAUUUCGGUGCAAAAAGGGUGCUGAAAGGCUCGGCCACACUCCGUGUUCUUAUGUGUGUUCUUUUAGUGUUCUGAAAGUCCCAACUGACCCAACUUCCCGAUUUCUGAGAAAAUAUCUAAAAAUGGCCUAUUUUACCGAAUUUCGGUGCAAGAAGGGUGCUGAAAGGCUCGGCCACACACCGAGUUCUUGUGUGUGUUAUUUUAAUGUUCUAAAAGUCCCAACUGGCCCAACUUCCCGAUUCCUGAGGGUCGAAUGGCCUAUUUUACCGGAUUCCAAUCAAAAUCGAAACACACAAUUACUAAAUUGACGGAAUGAAUUUUGAAAAAUUUUGGCUUUCGAGGGCUUCUUUCGGCUUUGAUCCCAUUAGUUACUUUGUUAUUUUUUCUUCAUUCAUCUUGGAACAACUAUUUCUUGUUCAAAAUGAUUCUUAAAAAAAAAAGAAUCGCGUUAAAGUUAAAGGCGCAUCGCUUCCUCUGCAAAAGAUAUCCCGUCGCGAAAAAAAAGAAACGAUUUCAGAUGUACCCCUGCCUUGCCGUCGAACUGAACCGUCCCGAGACCUUCCUUUUCGCCCAACAAGUCUAUGGCCCUCUGAAAUACGUCCUCCUUGGCAUCGUCGUCUUGGGAGUUUCGGAAACUCUCUUCUACUCGAUCGGAACCUUCUGGUUGCUAAACUAAUGAAAAUUAAUCUUUAAAUGGUCCCAGGACGCUCCGUAAGCCUCAUGAGAUCCUAAUGAUCUCCAAGAGUACAAGACUUCUGCAGAAGAAGUUCUUCAAAGCCGUUUUGAUUCAGGUUUCAGAAUACCUAUUUUGAAGUUUUAGAGUUUUUCUCAAGGAAAUCGUCCCUUGGGUCUUCGCCUACCAACCGAAAAAUGUCAUCGCGCUUUAUGUUGCAAUUACCGGCGUUACCAGCUCGAACUUGGGUAGGUCAGGGGUUCCAAAAAUGGUAACUUGGUUCAAUGGAGCAAGCUAGAGACGAGAUUUUAUGACCUUUUACAGCUUUUUUCGGCACUUUUAAGGUUCAAAACGGUUAUUUUGGUGGAUUUUAAGUCCAGGAUAUGAUACACUGCCAAAACGGGUGCAAAAUGGACGCAAAAAGGAUUCCGUUUUGCGGCCUUUACCGAGCCUUUCUUUCUAAAAUAGCCUCAAAAAGGGUGCAAAAAGGGUGCGAAAAGGGUGUUGAAAGGGUUCUUUUUUGCGGCCUUUUUCGAGCCUUUCUUUCUUGGUUGGCUAAAGUCUCAAAAAAGGGUGAAAAAAAGGCGUAAAAAGGGUGCUGAAAGACUCAGAAAAUGAUGAUUUCCGACUUUAUUACUGUAGCCUGAUUUGGUUAAUACACAGUCAAAGAUUUUUGUUUCUCAAAAGGGUCCAAAAAGGGUAGAUUAGGGCCGAUAAAAGGGCGGAAAAUGGCAGUAAAAUUGCCCCCCUUUCAGGACCCUUCGCAUCCAUAACGGGCGCUCUAAGGUUCCUUCCGCCUAUGAUAGAAGUUUUUGAAAAAUUCACUGGACUUUUUGGGGGCUUCAGUUCGUAAAUGUGUUCUUUACAGCUCCUGAACGUUAAAAAUCCAAGAAUCUUUCGUUUUCUCGAAUUCCCAGUUAUAGCUGCUUCACGGCUGGCUUGAGCCAUCGAAAAAAUGGUCCUGACACGAUAAUGCACGAGAAGCGCCUGGCUCGUGGAGAGCGCAGACCGGACACGCCCCCUUGGCGUCCCAAGCUGGCCGUGAAUCAGCUAUAGCCAUUGCUGGCUAGCUCUUAAGUGAUCUCUUUGCAGACCUGAACAACCUCUCGACCUUCCUCAUGACCACCCAUGGCAUCUGGGCCUCUCUGUCGCUGCUCAUCGUCGUCAACCCGUACCGCCAGUUCGUCCUCGGCAUUUUCGGGAUCCGACAGAACCGAGUCGCCCUUAUCCACCUCACCAGCACCUCUGGCAUCCACAGCAGCUCGAACCAGCGCAUUUCGAUUGCUCCGAUUUGA
Molecule: messenger RNA, 3668 nt
Organism: Caenorhabditis auriculariae
Lineage: Eukaryota; Metazoa; Nematoda; Chromadorea; Rhabditida; Rhabditidae
Source: the annotation of a GenBank genome assembly